AUGCAGGGCUCUGGCUUCCCGCCGCUCGGCCACCUGCCGCACUGGCCGCGUGCGGGGCAGGCGGAGCGGGGCGGGCGGGCGGGCGGCCCCGGCCCGCCCGACGCCCCCACGCCCCCCUCCAGGCGGGCGGCCCCCGAGCUAGAGCGCAGCCUGCAGUUCCUGCAGCAGCAACACGGCGAGACGCUCCGGCAGCUGCACCAGGAGGUCGACCGGCUGAAGCGGCGCAACCAGGAUCUGCAGUACCGGCUCAUCAUGCAGCCGCUGCUCCAGCAGGCAGGCUUCCUCUCGGCGGACAGCGAAGGCGCCUCUGCUCGCAGGGCCAAGGCGAAGCGGGCCGGCGGCGGCCACAGGGAGUCGGAGGGGCGGCCGGAAGAUGCGGAGCAGAAGGCCGGCGAGGACGAGGACGAGGCCUUGGCCGAAGAGGAGGAUGCCCCGGAGGGGAGCCCCGAGUGGGAGAGGGGCGCCGAAGCUCUCACUGCAGAGACCCAGGAGGCGGCGGCGGCGGCAACCUCGGCCAGAGACGCUGCUGUCUACGACCAGGGGACGUCGCCAAUGUCUGUGCUUCAUCCCCCAGCAAGCCAGAGCAGGGCUGGAGAUGUGAAAAUCCCGUCUGCGUCUUCCAACCCCUUCUUGGUGAACGUGCUUCCUUCCUACAUGCGGAAGCCCCCCAGCCUGGAGGAAUGUGAGGUGGUGAUUCGUCAGCUGUGGAAUAUUAACCACAUGCAGAUGCAAGAGCUGAUGUACUUGAGAUCAUGCCUGGAUGAUAUACACAAGACCAAAAGAAUUCCUGAAGAUUACAUGUUAGCUGGUCAACUUGGGAGCCAGGAAAGCACAAAGUUGCCCAGAGUGAGGAACGCCCCAAAGAAAUGGCCUGCUUUGUUUUCCAGCCGGAUCCUGACCCCACUGCCCGCUGCCGAAAGAGCUGUGCUGCCUGCCCUGAAGCAGACGCUGGGGAAUGCCUUUGCCGAGAGGCAGAAGCGAGCACAAGCUGUUCAGAGGAACAGGCUGCACAGGACCGCCCUGUAGCCAGGAGACCCCCUGCAGCCAGCUGCCUUUGGGACCCCCUUGGGCUGCUCCUGAGGCCUUUUCCCCUCACCUGAUUUUUGUUAGACUUUGUAUGUAUGCCGACUUUCAUGCUCGCUGCACUACAGACAGCCACAGUUAUAGUGCUUAAUUGCUAAGACUGCUUUGCCUUCAAAAGCAGCGGUCUCCUCCGUCUUCCAUAUCACAGUUGGAGGCCCAACACAGGCGAGCCUGCUUAGAUCAAAGGGCUUUGUGAAAAUGUAAAUGUGGGUUGGCAAAAAAAGGCUGGGUGUUAAAUACUGUAACAAUAGAUUUAUUACAAUAAAACAAAUGCAAUGAUUCAUGUCUGAAA
This is a messenger RNA of Pantherophis guttatus, 1375 nucleotides long. NCBI's taxonomy places the organism in Eukaryota, Metazoa, Chordata, Lepidosauria, Squamata, Colubridae. The record is from RefSeq and is a predicted model, not a curated record.